AUGGACAUUCGCUCGUUUUUUCAGAAGAAACCUCCUAGCAUUAGUAGCAAGAAGAAGGUAGUGACACCAGCCAAAUGUACUAAUGGACUCGUGUGUCAUUUGCCAGCCAAGCGAGCGGAACCAGAGCCAACACCUUCAUCAUCACGUCGUACAACUCGUCGCACUUCGAAACAGAAUGUCGUAGUACUGGACGACAGUGAUGAAGACGACGACGACGUUAGUACCAAACGUAAAGCUGUAGCCAAGAACCACAAGACAAAGAGGACAAUUGACUCGGACAUCGACAUGAAGUCCAGUGACAAUGAAGUGGUGGACGUGAAGCUCAAGCGAAAAGCGACGCAGCGGAAGCGAUUGUGUCGUGGGGAUCAAAACGAUGAAGAAAUGCCAAAAGUGGAGCUAAAAGUAAUGACAGACAAUAGCCAAAACGUUGCAAGCUCGACUACAAGUGGCUCUGCUUCAGAGGAAGCUAUUGUGAAGCAGGAAAGUGCGUUGAAAAAGGUUCCGGCUCCGUGCUCAGGAUGUCUUGAUGGCAAGACGUUCGUCUUCUCGGGUGUAUUUGAAAAUCUGUCACGGGAGGAUGUCAUGCAUCUUGUUAAGAGUUGUGGUGGGUCUGUUGCAAAAACCGUGACGCGUAAUACGAAACAUUUGGUGAUUGGUGCCACGUUGGAACAGGGUGGAAAUGUGACGGAGGGAUUCAAGUACCAGGAAGCUGUAGCCAAGAAUGUGCAAAUCUUGACACAGAAUGAAUUUUACAAUCUCAUUACCGAAGCUUCGGCAGUUCAACAGGCACAAGACCUGGCGACUGAGAAAAAGAAGAUGAAGGCGGAAGCUGCAGAUACCUCGUCUUUAAAGGACAAAAACAAGCUAAACUCAUUGAUUAAUACCGAGUUGUGGACUGACAAGUACAAGCCCCGGACACUUGAUCACAUGAUUGGCAAUAUUGAGCUAGGAAAAAAGCUAAAGAUGUGGCUUCUGGACUGGGAGGCAAUGCACGUGAAAGGGACGAAGAAGAUCCCAUUUUCGACAAAGUUGUCGGAGAACCGCGGAGCGAAGACGGUGCUGUUGUCGGGACCUCCUGGUAUUGGUAAGACCACGAUUGCGAACCUGGUUGCUCGCGAGUGUGGAUUCGAAUGCACUGAGCUGAACGCGAGUGACACUCGUAGUAAAAAAAUGCUGCAAACCGGGCUCAAAGACGUGCUAGGUACACAAGCACUUCGAUUCGAUGCGCCGAAAGGGAAAUCCAAAGGAAAAAUGCAUUUAGCACAUCGCGUGAUCAUCAUGGACGAGGUCGACGGUAUGUCCGGUGGCGAUCGUGGUGGUACGGCGGAACUUAUACAGCUCAUCAAGAAGUCGAAGGCUCCAAUUAUUUGCAUUUGCAACGACCGGCAAAGCCAAAAGGUUCGCUCACUGGCAAAUCAUUCGUUUGAUUUGCGUAUGCGGCGUCCCACAAAGGUUCAAAUUGGCAAGCGAAUGAUGGAGAUUGGCUUGAAAGAAGGGUUGCACAUGGAAAAGAACGCAAUCGAAGAAGCUGCCGACCGAUGCGGCAAUGAUAUUCGACAAUUGCUGACGCAGAUGCAAAGAUGGCGACUUACCACCACUAAUAUCACCUAUGCUGAUUUGGUAAACCCGUCCUCGCAGCACAACAAAGAUGAAUGUCUGCGACUAAACCCUUUCAGCGCAACACAGCAGAUAUUUCAGCGUGAUCUUUCUUUCGAUUCGAGAAAUGAAGCGUAUUUCGUCGACUACGACUUGAUGCCGCUGAUGGUUCAGGAAAACUACAUUCAAAGUAUUAUGAAUAACCGGACGUCGUCAGAUACAAACCUGGAAGCAGCGAUGCACGCGUCGGAGUUCAUUUCAGAAAGUGACCUUCUGAAUACGUAUGUCCGGGUGGAGCAGCGUUGGGAUCUGCUUACAAAGCAAGCCGCGAUGAACGUUGGUGCUUGUAUAUACUCGGCUGGAUUCGUUGGUCACCCAGAGUUUUCCAAAUGGUUAGGAAAAAACUCCUCGGCUUCCAAGUCAAAGCGAUUGCUAAGCGAGUUGUCAGUCCGAAUGAGAUCGCACGCCUCGGGAUCCCGAGAAGUCAUCCGCCUCGACUACGUGCCGUAUAUGAAGGAGAUCCUUUUGAAAAAGCUACUGUUAGGGGAAGACAACAUCCACGAGGUGAUUAACCUGCUAGAUGAGUGCGAAAUCACCCGCGAAGACCUUACGGAGUCUAUGGAAAGCUUCAAGUUCCCUGGUGUAAAACGACACUCUUACUCGGAGCUCGACUCCAAGGCGAAGACGACGUUCACGCGAAUGUACAACAAGGCAUCUCAUAAAUCCCAAGCAGUUGUGGAGUCGGUUCUUGGGUCAACCACCAUCAAGAAGGGACGAGGGAAGGCUAAUGCCGUCAAAGACGAGGAGAAUGGUCUACGUCCGCCGUCGGACGCAGAGAGUGAGCCAGACGAGGAGGUAGACUUGGAUGUUAGCAAAUUUCAGAAAAAGCCGCGGGGCGGCGCAAAGCGCAAGGCUCCUGCUGCUACAGGAAAAAAGGCGCCACGCAAAGCACCGGCAAAGAAGCGCUGCACUUAG
Molecule: messenger RNA, 2571 nt
Organism: Peronospora farinosa
Lineage: Eukaryota; Oomycota; Peronosporomycetes; Peronosporales; Peronosporaceae
Source: the annotation of a GenBank genome assembly